AUGUCGACGGAUACCCAAUAUAUCGUCGAAGAUCGUCGUCCUGAUAAUGGCGGACAAUCAUUUAUUAAAAAUAUCAACACAGACAUUGAUAUUGACAAUCGUUGGGUGGUGCCAUAUUCGUCUCUGCUUAGCAAGUCAUAUAAUGCUCAUGUUAAUGUUGAGUUCUGCAGUUCUGUGAAGAGCAUCAAAUACAUUUGCAAGUAUGUCCAUAAAGGCAGUGAUAUGGCUGUGUUUAGAGUGGAAAAUACUAAUGUGAAUGCUCCUCCAGUGAAUAAAAACGAUGAAAUAACGCUCUACCAAAUUGGUCGGUACAUCAGCUCCAAUGAAGCUGCUUGGCGUAUCUUUGGUUUUCCAAUUCAUGAACGGGAUCCAGCAGUUGUUCAAUUGGCAUUUGCAAUGACUAUCAACCAAUCUCAAGGUCAAACGAUGUCUAUUUGUGGCUUAGAUUUGAGAACACCAUAUUUUUCACACGGACAAUUAUACGUGGCAUGCUCUCGAGUGGGUAAACCAUCCAGUUUGUUUGUGUUAGCUGAAGAUGGACUAACAAUAAAUAUUGUUCAUGCUACAGCAUUAAGAGAUUGA
Molecule: messenger RNA, 582 nt
Organism: Aethina tumida (small hive beetle)
Lineage: Eukaryota; Metazoa; Arthropoda; Insecta; Coleoptera; Nitidulidae
Exons: 2
Coding region: 1-582 (193 amino acids)
Source: RefSeq, a predicted model, not a curated record